Hemicordylus capensis (graceful crag lizard) is the source of this 12085-nucleotide messenger RNA. It is a transcript of the gene IGLON5, whose product is annotated as IgLON family member 5. The transcript has 8 exons. Lineage: Eukaryota; Metazoa; Chordata; Lepidosauria; Squamata; Cordylidae. Gene Ontology annotation, cellular component: neuron projection. The record is from RefSeq and is a predicted model, not a curated record. Bases 164 to 1165 code for a protein of 333 amino acids.
CCCUCCACAAUACACCCCCCUCCCCUUAUGAGAUGCAGCAAGGCUGGUGGGUUGACUGCGAGAGCCAGCCUGUAUCUCCCUCCUCCAUCCCUCUCGGUGUCUCGCUCCGCUCCUCCAACUGCAGCCUUCUCCCCGCCAGCAGCAUCCAGGACCAGCCAGAGACAUGAACUGCGCACUGCUGGCCACAUUCCUCUCCAGGAUGGGGAUGAUGCUCUUCUACCCAGGGCUGCUGGUUCAGAGUGCGGAUUUUAAUCAACCUGCUGACAAUUACACAGUUUGUCAGGGGGACAAUGCAACACUAAGCUGCUUCAUAGACCAGCAGGUAACCCGCGUGGCGUGGUUGAACCGCUCCAACAUUCUCUACGCCGGCAAUGACAAGUGGUCCAUCGACUCACGGGUGCAGCUGCUGACCAACAGCCUCUCCGAGUUCAGCAUAGUCAUCACUCACGUGGACGUAUACGACGAAGGUCUCUACACUUGCUCCUUCCAGACGCAGGACAAGCCCCACACUUCACAGGUGUAUCUCAUCGUCCACGUCCCAGCUCGGAUUGUGAACAUCUCCUCAGCCGUGACUGUUAAUGAGGGAAGCAACGUGAAUCUGCUCUGCCUAGCAGUGGGGAAGCCAGAGCCAACGGUCACCUGGCGGCAGCUGAAAGAUGGAUUCACCAGUGAAGGGGAGUACCUGGAGAUCACGGAGAUCAACCGGCAGCAGGCCGGGGAGUACGAAUGCAUCACAGCAAACGGCGUCUUGGCACCAGACAGCAAGCGCGUCAUGAUCACCGUCAACUACCCUCCCACCAUCACGGACGUCAAGGACUCGCGCUCCCUAGUAGGCAAGACAGCCCUGCUACGCUGUGAGGCCAUGGCUGUGCCGCCUGCCGAAUUCCAGUGGUUCAAAGAGGACAAACACAGACUAAUCGGCGGCUCGGAUGGAUUGCAGAUCCAGAACGAGCGCACCCGGUCCAUGCUGCUCUUCUCUAACGUCACCGCUCGGCAUUAUGGGAACUAUACCUGCCUGGCUUCCAACAACCUGGGCUCCUUCAACGUCAGCUUGCGGCUUAUCCGACCAGGCUUUCUGGAAAACCAGGCAGCAGCCAGUGUGGAAUCUCCCCUUUUCUUGGGCUUGCUCUCGUCCACCUUUGUGACUCUCUUGUUUAAGAUUUAGGGCCGCUGGGAAAUGAAGCCGAACCAGGAAAGGAAACAGGUGAAAGGGAAAGAAUGCAAGAGAGAAAGAGAGAGAAGGAGAGAGAGACAUCUCUACUUUCUGGGAAAGAUGAAGAGAGAGAGAAAUGAAAUUUAUCAAGAACCCCAUCACUGUGAGGGAUAGAAGAAGAAAAAAACAAGAGAAAAAAAUAUGCAUUUGUUUCUACAGCCAUUUAUCUUCACACUCCAUCUCAGACACUUCCAGACAAACUUGUUAUUUAACACAACUGAAAAGACAGAGGGCUCAUAAGGGGUAACGUCAAAGGACAUGUCUGUCCACCGCUCACCUCUGCGACUUUAGAGAGCAGCAGCAUUCUCCUCUUUGGGCCGGCUGGACCUUUCGUCUUUCGGAAGCACGGACCCUCCCGGGAUGACCGUUCCACGAAGGUGUUGGUGUUUGAUUUCCUUUGAAUUGUUUUAUUUCCCCCUCCUUCUUUUGCUGUUGUGUGGGGUGAGAAUAUCUGCAGUCUGCCUGUCUUUGGGGCCUUCUGUUGUUUAUUUUUAUACUUUGAUUUAUUUCAAACUGGGUUGAAGAUCUCUGUUGCAAACAGAAUUCCUUUCCCAAAUCAUUCAGACGGAUGUGAGGGCUGGUUUUGUGGCUUAGGGCCAGGCAAACUAUGAGGUCACUUUGCCCAGCCUGGAUGCCCAAAGGGGUCUCUUUUUUGGCGUUAUGAGCCACUCUGACUUUGUAUAAAAGCGCUCUGCAAAACCUGCCUGAAGGCCAGUGCGGAGAUUCGAACCCAGAGCCCUCCAACAUGAUGCUGCUCCAGAGUCCUUGGAAGAACUAUCAGGUCAUUGAGUUGGGUCCGCUACAUUUUUAAAGCAUGGAAAUCCCACCCUUUAAACCAUGGGGGUAGAAUGUCCUCUGCUUAUGGUGUUUAUUGGCAGGUAACCUUGGGUUGUCCGUAGACGGAAAGAAGGAAGAGACAUUUCCUUAUUGCUUAUUGCAAUGAUUGUUUCUUCAUUCAAGGGGUGAGGGCGGUAUAUUUUUCCUCUAGAAAAAUCAUUGCUCAGAACAUCUGCCAGCUUCUUAAAUCAGUAGUGUUCUUUUUUGUCCAUUCACCAAACCUUUUUCCUGGCAAUCUUGCUAGUGCUGAGGAUGCCCAUUUCCCACCCCCACCCCCUCCAAAUGCACAAACCACUUAUCUCUCUCUGUUGUCUGAACAGAAGGACGGCACACACUUGACAUUUCCCUAUUUAUAUCUUUAUCAAGACUGUAGACAGCAAAGAAUUGGUGGGGGUCUUAUGCCCUCAUGGAUACGUCCAGUCACCACUCUCUUUCGUUUCUUUGGCUUUCAUUUUUUGUCUAAGGUAAGCCUCUAGUCCUUUUUCUUGUGGGGACGGACGGAAAAGCAUGAGGGCAAAAUUCUUCCCAGUUCAUGACGUGAAGUCAUACAGUGCAGGAACUUCAAAGAUAUCAGGUGAUUUGUCCUGGCUGUUUGGCAAUUAUCCUCUGACCUCUUAGGUUCCCUCCCUGUAAAAGCUCUGGCCACAGGACUGAUCUUUUGGCCUGUGCUUUGCUUUUCCUAAACAAAUUCUAACAUUCUUUGUGAUUCACGAAGGUUCCCUUUUCCAUGGAAUUCUAACUAGGGCUUUGUGCAUUUGGCACAUCUGCACUCACACCACAAAAAGCUUCACAGUGGGAUUUAGCUGUGGAAGGAAGGAUCCGGAGCGUUCAUGGUUUUAAAAAUUAAGUUUCUAGUCCAUACUGUUGUGAGGAUCAGCUGGAGAAUGUGUGGGCAAUAUACUUGAUGAUAUUUCCAGGGACAACGGGCUCCUUACACAAUGGUAAAUUGGAUAAGACAAACAUCUCACCUACCUUUGGGAGAUGUGUGCACUCUGGGUUUUGGUUGUCUGUCAGCAAAAAUCAAGGUAGGAGGAGGAGAAAGUGAUAAUGUGGGAGGCGGGCCCAUGCAUUGGCAGCAUUUCUCGAUAAUAUGGGAAUGUCCAGUUACAGUUGCCAUCGGACUGUUUGGUGGCUACUCAGGAAUUGGCCUUCUCUGUGGCUGCCCCAGGGCUCUGGAAUGCACUCCCUGUCAAAAUAAGAACUUCUCCAUCUCUGGCUGUUUUUUUUUGUGGGUUUUUUUAAGCCUUCUGUUUAAGACUUCUGAUUUCUCAGGCUUUUAGUUAAUUAAUUGAUUUGAAAUGGCUUGUUUUAUAUCGUAAAAUUGUUUUAAUCAUUGUGUCCUGUUUUAUAUUUGUUGUAUUUUAAAUUUAUGUAUACUGCCUAGGGAGACACAUAUGUGAUUGAUUGAUUGAUUGAUUGAUUGAUAAUUAAGUUGGGUAAAAGUGCUGAGCAGGUUGACACUGUCAGAGGCUGUGCCCACCUCCAGUAAUGUAGCUGCAAAUUCAGAAGUGCUAACUGGGCAAAAAGGCACCUUUUUAAUGUGGUGAUUCUCUUUAUUUAGCAGGGGGAGAGUAACUGGCCCUAUCCACCCCCAGCACAGUACUUCCCGUGACUGUUGCUGGAGUCUGUCUCAUAUUUAGGAACAUAGGAAACUGCCAUAUACUGAGUCAGACCAUUAGUCUGUCUAGCUCAGUAUUGUCUUCACAGACUGGCAGCGGCUUCUCCAAGGUUGUAGGCAGGAAUCUCUCUCAGCCCUAACUUGGAGAAGCCAGGGAGGGAACAUGAAACCUUCUGCUCUUCCCAGAACAGCUUCAUCCCCUGAGGGGAAUAUCUUGCAGUGCUCACACAUCAAGUCUCCCAUUCAGAUGCAACCAGGGCAGACCCUGCUUAGCUAUGGGGACAAGUCAUGCUUGCUAUCACAAGACCAGCUCUCCUCUCCAAAUUUCUUUUUAGAUUGUGAGCCUUUUGGGGACAGGGAGCCAUCUUAUUUAUUUAUUAUUUCUCUAUGUAAACCACUUUGGAAACUUUUGUUGAAAAGUGGUAUAUAAAUAUUUGGUGGUGGUGGUGAUGUUCAUAUGCCCACCUCAACAGUCAGAGAAGAAAUACCGGUGGUUCAUCAACUGCAUGUUCCCCCCUCCACUACGCCUCUUCCUCGCCUCCCACCACAAUCACUUUCCCCUCUCCCUGUCUAGGUUUUUGCUGACAGGUGACCAAAAGCCAGAAGGGUGCACAGCUCCCAAAGUUGAAAUGAUGAUCAUGUGAACCAGCCUAUAGUGAGCCCAGAUAGGGCUUUCCAUGUGUGGGUAGCCUUUGGUGCUUAGCAGAGCUUCGGACAUUUUCUAGAAAAAUAAGGCUAGAAAAAUAAGGCUGGGGCGGACAGGCGUGGAAACAUUCUAGCCAAUGUUUUCUGCAUUGGCUAGAAAAAUAAGGCUGGAGACAGAUGAUGUUUGAGAUUUGGUUUGAUUUUUUCUGGAGUCACAUGUGGUUCGGAGGAGGGGCUCACUCCACACCAGGUCUGAACGACGUGGGCCCUCCUUCAGCUGUUGGACUACAACUCCUAGCAUUCCUGACUACAGAGUACUGUGGCUGGGAAUGCUGGGAGCUGUAGUCCAACAGCAGCCAGAGGGCCCAAGUUGUGCUUUAUGAUCCAGUUCUGGAAAAUAGGCUUGGCAUGUUUUUUUGUAUUGUCUGAAGGCAGGCUAUGGGUGGCUUCUAACCACAGAGGUGCAAGAGGAGAGGUCACAAAGGGGUGGUGAUAAUUGAAUAAGGGAUCCCUGGUGCAUUUUGGCAGACUUCAUUGGAGGCCUUUCUUCAACCCCAAACUGCCUUCCUUUCUAGUAUACCAGGCCUGCUCAGUGCUCAACUUUGGGCUCUCAGCUUAAGAGAGAGCAACUUCCUAGCCUUUAUGCAAGUUUCUAGUCCUUAAUGCUUCAUGGCAAUAUGCUUGAACUGUUGCUGGCAAUGCCUGAUGACAUUUCCAAAGCCAAAGGAGUGGCCAGACAAUUGUUCUUGCCUCCUUUCCCUCCCCUUGCUUAACCAAAUAAAUUGUGCAAAAGGGAGAACAUCUUUGGUUAAUUUGCAUAAUGUAUUUGGUUUUUUUCUUGAAUCUGGACUGCCUAGGUCAGGGCUGCUCAACUUCGGCCCUCCUGUGGAUGUUCGCCUACAACUCCCAUAAUCCCUAGCUAUUGGCCACUGUGGCUGGGGGUGAUGGGAGUUGUAGUCCAAAAACAGCUGGGGGGGGGCAGAGUUCAGCAGGCCAAAUCCAGGUUUCUGCCAGAAGAAUAUCUAGUUUUAGCUGGAGGUUGUCCGUAAAACUGUGGGCAUUUGGAGGAUGCUUAAUUCACCUUGGGGCCUCACUUUGGCCAUUGAUUAUAACCUCUGAGUGUUGCUCAUGCAGAAGUGGAGGCAUUUGUCAUGCCAAUGAGCAUGCUGGCCAAAGUCAUGUUAUGUAUGUUCACAAACCCAGUUAAAGCAGGAGUUGCACGAAGCCUCAUGUACCCUGGGGUGGGCUUGCAGAACCUGGAGUUGUAUACAGGAAUAACUUCCCAGAGAGCUGAAAGUGAUGCCAUACAGUAGGGAUGUGCAAAUCGAUUCAAAUUGAUUCAACUCGAAUCUGGGUGAUUCUCAAAUCAAAUCACCCCUUAAAAGGGCAAUUAGAUUAGAAUUCGAAUUGAAUCUUCAAAAUUAGAUUUGAAUUCAAUUCCAGAGCCAUUCAGCACCUUUUAAAAACUAUGUGGGGGACCCCGGUUGGUUAAAAAAAGGUGCCAAAACAGGCUCAAAUCGAAACUUAAGUAUGUAGUACACUGCUCUGGGCUCCUAGGAGGGAGAGCGGGAUAGAAAAUGUAAAAUGAAAUAAAAUAAAUAAAAUAGGUAAAUAUAUCGAUUCAAAUUUGAUUUUAAUUCAAAAUAAAUUUUCAAAUUUGAUUCAAAUCUAAACAAAUUUCAAAAUUCAAUUCGAAUUUGAUUCGGAUUCGAAUCACACUAAAAAAUUUGAUUUGAAUGUGAUUCGUAUUCGAAUCAAACUGAAACAUUUGAUUCAUGCACAUCUCUACCAUAGCUCAGCCAUCACCUUAAGUACAGAUACACGUACACGCUUAUUUGGUGUAUGCUGCCAGGGUCUCUGGCCACACUGCUUUGCAGGUUUUCCUAGCAAUUCAGGAACUACCCACAAAGCACAAAAUCUGCUAUAGUUAGCAUGCCCAGAACUGCGAUGUGUGUGUGUGUGUGUGUGUGUGUGUGUGUGUGUGUGUGUGUUCUGGUGAGACUGUCCCAGGAGGCACCCAACAGUUUACUGUCCAUGCUGAGUAACUUGCUCCCCACUCCGCACCAAUCAUUCCUGGAAAAGUUUGGGAAUGAUUUUAAUUUUAUUCUUUCUCAUUCUCUUUUUUUAAAAAAAAUGCCCGAAAGGAUGUAGGCACAAGAUAAGCACACGUGGUAUUUCAAGAAGGGGUAAAAAAGCAAUCCUCUCUUUUAGGCGUGACAUUGACUAGACCAGGAGUAAUAUGGUCUAGUUUAGCGGUUCCCAACCUGUGUCACUCCAGAUGUUGCUGAACUACAACUCCCAUCAUCCCCAGCCAUAAUUUCUUGUGGCUGGGGAUAAUGGGAGUUGUAGUUCAUCAACAUCGGGAGUGACACAGGUUGGGAACCCCUAGUCUAGUCAAUUUCUGUCGACAUGCCAAAGUCAAAGCUGCAAUUAGGAAAUAGGAAAAAAUACAAAAGUGGAAUUGACAGUGGGGCUGGUUAGGUCCUCUCCUCCACUAGCGUGGUGGAAUCUUAGUGGGGGGUGGGAGGGGGAGGAACUACAAAAGGCCAGCUUGGUCAACUCAUCGCCACUGUGAGGGCUGUCCAGUUUUAGCAGAAGCAGCUGUUUCCUUCCUGCCGUGGUCCCUGAAAUCUACCAAGAUUGCCCUCUUAGUAAUGCAACUGAUGUUGAACAUUCAGGAAGCAAAGGCAUAGGAAUGUCAGCAUAGCCACCAUUUGGCAAUCAAGUGGUUAUUUGUAUGUGUGAACAAACGGCAUCAGGUGGUUACCUGUAUGUGUGGACGUACCGCCAUCACAGAUCUAACACCACAGAAAGCACAUCCACCUCUCCUCAGACACAAUGAGUUUCCAGUAGAGCCAGUUCACUUCCAGUGGAGCCACAUCAAACCACAAAUCCUCAAGUGAUACGAAGGUCAAGUGAUAUGUGCGCAGAUGUGACCUGCCUCAGACUCCCCAAAGCCUUGAAAUGCAUCUUUCCGUAGCUGUAAGACCUUUCUGUUGAGCCUGUUUCGGAGAGCGGGGUUUAGCACUGCCGAGAGGAUCAGGCAACUUUAAAAUAUGCAAUGUGCACAGCUGUUUAAUUGAAUCCGAAUCUGCAUUUUUAACAGGAUUUGAUAUUAGUGUUUAAUCUGUUGCUACCCACUUCGGGCCCUCGGGAGACAGUGGACCAUACAGUCAGAUACAUUCACAAACAGGCGGGCCCAUUUCUGAGAGAAGGGGAUCAUGCAAUAAAUAAUUCUGAGGCGCCCACACCCGGUUCCCAGUUCCCUAGCAUCACGUCCUGAAUGUGGAUGUGGCAAAUCACCUACUAGUUAAAUGUAACAUCAGUUCAACGUGACCCCUCAUGCAAAGAACAAGGAAAGGCCUCCGGUUACCUUUGAUGGUGGGAAUCAUGGCCAAGUAGGAGGCAGGGGUCCUGGAGUUGGCACACUCCGUGGCCUCUGCUGACUGAUCUACCCGUGAAAUAACCCUGGAAGGGGUGACCCUUUCAUGAGGCAAGAUGAGGCAUGAGGCAAGAUGACCAGCCCCUUUGAUUGGGGCUGGUCACCAUCGGUACAGCUCUUUGGGACUGAUCUGACCUCUCCUCCCACUCCUUGAAAAGACUGCUAGAAACCCGAGGAAAGAAGAGGAGACUGCUAGCAACCUUCCCUCCACCCCAGCUCUGUCCCAUUCCCGAAUCUUGAAAGGGUCGAUUUUGAAAAAGGGCUCUUUCGGCUUCCCCAAACCCUGAUCUUAUUGCCAAUAUGACUCUAAUCUUAACACAGGGGUGCUAUAGACCUAUAUAUAGCCAAUGACAAACAAAUUAGAUCCCAAAUAUACAAUCCAAUGAAUCUUUAACCUAACGGGCGCUGAGUUGGGGUUCCGCAACAGCUGGACGGCCACGUUUGCCUACCCCUGUCUUAGCAGGUCGAUGUAAAGUUGGCAGAUGUUUACAUGCGUUUCUGAUUCUGCUUUACAAAUGCAUACUUCGUCCCCGCCUACUGGAGACAUCCAAAUAACGCGUAAAAACCCUAUGUGCCGACUGGAUGCCAUAUCCCACGUGCACAAAGCGAAUGUCCACUUUGUGUGGGUCACGUGUGCACAUUUGGCGGAGGGCGCUCAAGUGUCGAGAGAUCAAGUGAUGAAUGUGCAUGCUAGUGUUCAUGCAUGGGCCAUAUCUGGGUACGUGGGUGAGCAGUUUGCAAGCCAUUAGUAAGUCAUGUGUAGAGCAUGUCUGCCGCGGGCCAGACUUGAGGAAGCCAUGUUGAGUUCAUGAGUGCAUCAUAAGCAAUGUAGUGUAAAGCAGGUGUUAAACCAUGAGUAAAGCAGGUGUAAACUAUGUGUGACAUAUAACUUCCUGAAUAAUUUCAUGUAAACCAUGUGCCAAUGGCGUUCAGUCUCUUCCAAAAAGAAAAAGAAAAAUAUCAUGAAUAUCACGUGCUAAGCAUGUGGAUACCUGGUGCAAACCACAUCUAGUCCCCUGGACUAAACAUAUGUGUAAACUGUGUGUCAACCCAUGUGUACACCAUGUGUAAGUCACAUGAAAAUUCACAUGUAAUACAUGUCAGUGCUAAUUAAAACAUGCAUAGACACACGUGAGCCAGUAUGUGCUCAUGGUGUCAUUUGGGAGUAAGCUUAUUAUGAGUCUCCAUAUUUACACCUUGUUGUACUGGGACAGCAUAGCUUGACUAGUAUCCUAAGCUGAUGAUAACUUUUUAGUUUAUAAAGCAGACGACAAGACAUUCUCAGUCUAUGUGUGACGCGCAAUAACACAUUAUAAAAGUGUGGAGUGUGCAAACAACGUGUAAACUUCUAAUGCCCAUGUAAACAAAGAGUUCUUUAAAACAGUUGCAAUUGUAUAAACUAUAUGUAAACAAGGCAUAACUCUGUGUAAAGCACUCGUAAAUGCUGUAUAAAGUGCAUGCCGAUGAAGAAGUGCAAACUCAUUAUAAAGCAUAUGCAAACACAUUGUAAAGCACAGGCAGAGCAAGGUGUGAACUCCGUGUAAAUCGUUUGAAAAAGCAACAUGUGCACUCUGUGUAAAGCAUGUGUAAGCAGGGUGUAAGUAUUUUCCAAAAUGUCACACCGUGUAAAGUAUGUGCAAACAAGAGAGGAUGUAAAUGAUUUGUGGCGCACACGUAAGCCAGAUGUAAAAUAGUUGUAAAGUGUGUGUGUGUUGCAAAGAGUCCAGGGCGCUUUGCAAAUCAGGUGUAAACAAUUCAUCACGCAUGUGGAAACAGAGUGUAAACUCUAUGGAAAGCUCGUGGGAAGCCAUUGUUAGCGAGGUGUAUGUCUGAGGCGAUUUUAAAAAUGACAUGGCGAAUGGUCUGUGUAAACUGGGUGUAAUUUUGGGAGCAAGGGUUUGCAAACCAGGAGUAAACCCUUUGCAAACUAAAAGAAGAUGGGAGGGGGGCAAAAAUGCCUCCAAGCUUUACACAGACUUUACACCUUGUCUGCACGUGUGAUUACUUGUGCCAGCCACUAAUUAAUAUGCACCAUGUCAGUAUUGUAAAACUUGAGGGGGGGAUUCCUUUUUUUUUCUUUCCCCCUAAGGGGAGAGUGUGAGUGAUUUCUGAUGGAGUGGGUGGUUCUCAAAAGCACUGUAGGUUGCUUUUGAGACUGACGUUAGGAAGGAAAACUGAUUUGUGGAGGUUGUCUGCUGUUCUCGGCAAAAAAGAUCAGCGUUUCAAACCACACUGCAGGGCGGCUGCAUAAAGAGAGGUGGCCUCUGGUUCGGAAAAGGGUUGUUAGUUUAUCGUCUAAGGCCCGGUGGCUUUAACAUGUUCGGGAGAUCUAUUACAUCAAAUGAGCCAGGUGCAGUGGUCAGCACAAGAGCAGGCAAGGCAGUUUUUUUUCUGGUAAGUUGGCAGUCCCAGCUGACCACACACACAGAGUGCCUAGUGUCUGUCAUGGGUCUAGAGAGGACUAAACAGUUGUUGGUCCUGCCUCCUGUGCAAUUGUUAAAGGCACAGAUCUUCUUCCUGUAAAGAAGGUGGCCACUCUUGAUAGAAGAAAUGAAGCAGAGUCUUGUGAGGAAUAAUGAAGGGAGUUACGGGAACUGAACCAGAUCAAAGAUGGAGGUGCAGCAGCAGGACCACAAAGACGUGCGAAAGCUACAGGAGGCAUGGCAGAAGAGAAGAGGCAGGAAGAGAGAAAGGAGGCUUGAGUAGGGCAUACCAUGGCUGGGCAGGGUUAUGUUCUCAUGUGGAACUCAUUGCCUCAAGAAGUGGUGAUGAUGGCCACAUGCUCUGGCCUGGUCUGCACAGGCAUCUGGAUCAGUGGGAUGGACUGUAUACUAGAUGGUGGUGUUUUUUAAUGCUCUCCUACCAGGAAAAUUCCCUACAGGUAGAGCAACAAGUAUCACAGAGAACAGGAGGGACUGGGACCCCUUCUCCCAGGGGUUUUGUGUGUCUUUUUAACGAACAGGGAAUUUUUAAUGUGGAGGGGCAUUCCAAAAUGGCAUCUCCCUCCUGCUCGUGGAGCAGAACAAUCCAUUCUACAGCCACAGGAUGCUACCACGACCACCUCAUCCUGCAGCAUUCAUUGACCAGGCCUCCGAUGGCUUGUAAGAAGCAUUUUACCGAUUCGUGGGAAACAGGUCUUUCAAGAUGGCUGUCAGCCGAAUUCAUGAAGAAUGGAACUGCCAUGUGAAGGAGCAGUGGAUCCUUGAUCACCAGGUGCUGGGAGAGGGGGCAGAAACCAGGAGAAGCCAUCACCGACUUGUGAAGCCUGAUCUACACAUGCCUCAGAAUGAGGUGGCGGUAGAAUCCUGUGGCAGCAGAGUGGGCUGUACUGUGCCACGGGCAGGAGAGAGAUGUCAUGUUGGAAUAAUCCCCCCAUGUCGAAAGCUUCCUGCGGAUAAAAAAAAUUAGCACUUCGGAGAGAGACGUUCUAACUUAGCCUAUUCCCUGAAGAGCUCGGUUUCUCCUUGCAGGGAGCAUUCGAAAAUAAUAUGAUCCACCUGCGCUCAGAAGCGGUACAGUCUAAUCUACCAUGUUAGGACUCUACCACCUCAUUCUCCUGCACGGGUCGGCCAGGCCGUGCUUCCUGAAGGCCGUUCACACGUUACGUUCAACCCGUGGGCUCAGUCUGAUCCUGAGGAGUUCGUAAUGCAGCAGAGAGAGACGGGAAAGGAGUGAAUGAAAAAGGGGUCGUCAGGGAGCAUGGACACUUUUAGAACAGGGAUGGCCAAGCUGAGGUUCUCCAGCGGUUGUUGGACUACAACUCCCAUCAUCAGCUGCCACAGUGUUGGCAGGGGAUGAUGGGAGUUGUAGUGUGGCAGCAGGUUGGCCACCCUGGUCUAGAAAGCGCAACCAAAUUGUCGAGAGCAGGCCAGUUGGGUCACUCACUUCAUCAGUGGUCUGCCCCACUCCAUCACUGUCGCAGAGGUUAGGGUGUGGGGCUAGAGGUCAGCUGGGCAAGGGAGGGGGCAUGUUUGGUGGAUGCUGUACCUCAACGUUUUAAAAAAUGACAAAAAAUAUUGUAAAAAAAAAAAAAGACACACUUUAUUGCAAGCAAAACAAACCACCUUGUCUUCCAUCUCAUGCGGCCCCUUGGGGGCCACACCCAUCGCAGGGAAGUCGUACCCAUCCCGAAGAGGUGGGAUUCGAACCCAUAUCAAGGGGCUCGAAGCCCACCUCUGAGGGGGUGACUUGACGGCUGCAUUCCUGAUUCCUUGGGUUAUUUUUUUAAUUUAUUUAUUAUUUUUGCCAAAUCCAUGAGGAAAAAAAAAUACAAAUUAAAGUACUUAAAAAAUAUCUUUCUUUUUCCAAUAAAAUCAAAUAAAACAAUGAA